AUGGCUGAUAUCACCUACAUUUGCAAACGCACUGUUGUUAGCACAAAACCAGUGCAACCAGGAAAACACUGCUCGCUUUCAGUUUUAGAUCGCCUUAUGGAACAAAACCACCUAAGAUCUGUGUACUAUUUUCGAACCCCAGGAGGGAGGGAGCCUGGAGAAUUAACCAAGAAGCUAAGAGAGUCUCUGUCUGAAAUGCUUACAUGUUUUCCUAUAGUGACAGGCAGGCUGUUGAAGGACCCGAAAGGUCAUUGGAUGAUCAAGUGCAAUGAUGCUGGUGUAAGAAUGGUGGAGGCUAGAAUAAAAGGAAGUGUUGAAGACUGGUUAAAGAGUGUAGAUAGAGAGAAGGAGCUUAAGCUUGUUCACUGGGAAGAAAUGUACCAUAAGCCUUAUUUUUGGUCUCCCUUCUAUGUUCAGAUAACUGAAUUUGGAGAAGGUGGACUAGCAAUUGGCUUGAGCUGCUUUCACCUGCUAGCUGAUCCCACUUGUGCCACCAUGUUUGUUAAGGCCUGGGCCGACGUGACACUCACCGGGAAAAUGCUCAACCCUCCUCUUUUCCAUCAGCUGCCGCCUCGAAGACCCGGCAGGAAGAAUCCCAACCACGAGCCUUACAUGGAGUUGAUCAAUUGCUAUAAACCUAUUGCUGAUAAAAUAAAUUUGGUAACUGACACAAAGCAUGUGACUAUUGCUCUUGCAUUUUCGGACCCUAUGGUCCGAGCUUGCAUAGCAAAUGGUCAAGCCAUGAACGCAUUCGAUCAGUCUAGCCCGUCACCAUUCGAGGCACUGGCCGGGUUAUUUUGGGUUUGUAUAAGCAAAUUGAAAGGAGCAGGAGACGGUCUGAUAGACAUGUCUAUAUGUUCAGACAUGAGAAAUGUGUUGCACCUGGAUAAUGGAUUUUUCGGAAACUGCAUGGUAUAUAACAAAGUUAACUCAAAGUCCUUAAAAGAACACAAGUUAUCGGAUGUUGCUAAGGCAAUCGGAGAAGUCAUGGCAAAAAUGGACAAUGAUGGGAUCACUGACUUGAUCGAAUGGCUUGAACAUAAUGGCUAUCAAUCUCCUCCUCCGAUGAAUGGCUGUGAACUCAUGUGUGCUAGCUUGGAAGCCGUGGACCCCUAUUUAGCUGUGUUUGAAGAAGGAUUUGUCCCAAUCCGUGUGUCCUCCUAUGUGGAACCAGUCGUGGCGGCAGGACAUGUUUUGGUCCUUCCAUCGCCGCCAUGCGAGGGUCCAUUGAGCAGGACAGUCAUGGUUACACUCCCAGAAGAUGAGGCGGCUAGACUGUGUGAAGAUGAUCUCAUUCUGCAUUUCUCUCCAACUAUUUUAAUAGGGGUGAAUAAUUAA
Populus nigra (black poplar) is the source of this 1338-nucleotide messenger RNA. RefSeq names its product protein ECERIFERUM 26. The transcript is spliced from 2 exons. The record is from RefSeq and is a predicted model, not a curated record. The coding region runs from base 1 to 1338 and encodes 445 amino acids. Gene Ontology annotation, molecular function: acyltransferase activity, transferring groups other than amino-acyl groups. Lineage: Eukaryota; Viridiplantae; Streptophyta; Magnoliopsida; Malpighiales; Salicaceae.